GUAAUGUUGAGCACUCUUUCCAGAGGCGCCCGCUCGGUCGCUGUCCGAAGCUAUUCGGCCGCUACUCUCGAUGCCCACUCCCAGGUGCUCGACGAGCAGAAGCCAAUGGAGGAGCAGGUCAACCCAUCUUUCUACAAGAUGGUCGACUUUUACUUCAACAAGGGAGCCGAGGUCAUCGCUCCAAAACUCGCCGAGGAGCUCAAGUCCAACUCUUUGAGCCAAAAGGAUAAGAAGAAUCUCGUGUCCGGAAUUCUUGGAGCUAUCAAGCCAGUUAACAAGGUCCUUUACAUCACCUUCCCAAUCCGUCGUGACAAUGGAGAGUUCGAGGUUAUUGAGGCCUGGCGCGCACAGCAUUCUGAGCACAGAACUCCAACCAAGGGAGGUAUCCGUUAUUCCCUCGAUGUGUGCGAAGAUGAGGUCAAAGCUUUGUCUGCUCUUAUGACUUACAAGUGCGCUGUUGUCGAUGUUCCAUUCGGAGGAGCUAAGGGAGGAGUCAAGAUUGAUCCAAAGCAAUACACUGAUUAUGAAAUUGAGAAGAUCACCCGCCGUAUCGCUAUCGAAUUCGCAAAGAAGGGAUUCCUCGGCCCCGGAGUUGAUGUCCCAGCCCCAGAUAUGGGAACCGGAGAGCGUGAAAUGGGAUGGAUCGCUGAUACCUACGCCCAAACCAUUGGACAUUUGGACAGAGAUGCUUCGGCUUGUAUCACAGGAAAGCCAAUUGUCAGUGGAGGAAUUCACGGACGUGUUUCCGCCACCGGACGUGGAGUGUGGAAGGGACUCGAGGUGUUCACCAACGAUGCUGAUUACAUGAAGAUGGUCGGUCUUGACACCGGACUCGCUGGAAAGACUGCUAUCAUCCAAGGAUUCGGAAACGUCGGACUUCACACCCACAGAUACCUCCACCGUGCUGGAUCAAAGGUCAUCGGAAUCCAGGAGUACGAUUGCGCCGUCUACAACCCAGAUGGUAUUCAUCCAAAGGAGCUCGAAGAUUGGAAGGACGCCAAUGGAACUAUCAAGAACUUCCCAGGAGCCAAGAACUUCGACCCAUUCACUGAGCUUAUGUACGAGAAGUGCGAUAUCUUCGUUCCAGCUGCUUGCGAAAAGUCGAUCCACAAGGAAAAUGCUAGCCGCAUUCAAGCUAAGAUCAUCGCCGAGGCUGCCAACGGACCAACUACCCCAGCUGCUGACAGAAUUCUUCUUGCUCGUGGAGAUUGCCUCAUCAUCCCAGACAUGUACGUCAACUCUGGUGGAGUUACUGUUUCCUACUUCGAGUGGUUGAAGAAUCUUAACCAUGUUUCCUACGGACGUCUUACAUUCAAAUAUGACGAGGAAGCCAACAAGAUGCUUUUGGCCUCGGUCCAAGAAUCUCUCUCCAAGGCCGUCGGAAAGGAUUGCCCAGUUGAACCAAAUGCUGCUUUCGCUGCCAAGAUCGCUGGAGCUUCCGAGAAAGACAUCGUUCACUCUGGACUCGAGUACACAAUGCAACGCUCCGGAGAAGCCAUCAUCCGCACCGCUCACAAGUACAACCUUGGACUUGAUAUCCGUACUGCUGCCUAUGCCAACUCCAUCGAGAAGGUCUACAACACCUACAGAACCGCUGGAUUCACCUUCACAUAAGUACCCACUUCUCACUCAUCUCAUGGCUCUUGUAUCCUCUUUUAUGACAUCAAAUGGCUCCAAGCCAGGUUUAAAUAGCUUCGUGUAACCCUUUAGUGCCUUUUCCAUAGUUUUCUGUUUCGAAACUAUCUAGGUUAACUAAAGUCUAGCUCUGAUCUUUUCUGCCUGGUUCGUUCUCACUUUAGUAUAAUUAAAUAUUUUAUUGGUUCCCCACCCCUUUUCAUCCCCACACAUAAUUUUUUCGUUGUUUGUUGGUUCGGGACGGUUUCGAGACGGAGACCAUUCUUCAAAAAAAAAUCUCAAAAAUAAUAAAAAGUUUAUUUCCUU
Caenorhabditis elegans is the source of this 1941-nucleotide messenger RNA. RefSeq names its product Glutamate dehydrogenase (gene gdh-1). Gene Ontology annotation, biological process: amino acid metabolic process. NCBI's taxonomy places the organism in Eukaryota, Metazoa, Nematoda, Chromadorea, Rhabditida, Rhabditidae. Gene Ontology annotation, molecular function: oxidoreductase activity, acting on the CH-NH2 group of donors, NAD or NADP as acceptor; L-glutamate dehydrogenase [NAD(P)+] activity; L-glutamate dehydrogenase (NAD+) activity. Gene Ontology annotation, cellular component: mitochondrion. The transcript is spliced from 4 exons. The record is from RefSeq and is marked reviewed. Bases 4 to 1614 code for a protein of 536 amino acids.